UCAACUGCGUCAUCUCCCUGAGGCGGCAGACUGUACCCGCGCUUGGGCCAGCUGUGGGCUCGGUCUAGCGUAGAGGGAUAGGCUGGAGAUGGCGGCAGCCGAGGCGGCAUCACCAGAGCCCGCGGCUUCAGAGCAGUCGGUGGAGCUGCCAGCAUCGGUGCGCGCAAGCAUCGAGCGGAAGCGGCAGCGGGCGCUGAUGCUGCGCCAGGCCCGGCUAAGGACGUCCUGCGGGCCUGAUGGAGCGUCUGGUCCGGCUGCAGGGUGCUUUCGCGUUGGAACCCAGGCCCUUGACUCCCAGGUUCCGCCUGGGUUGACAAAUAUAAAAGCAGCCUCCAAAAUAAUUGAUACAGGAGGGGGCUUCAUUUUGGAAGAGGAAGAAGAAGAACAUAAAAUUGGAAACAUUGUUCAUGAACCAGGACCAGUUAUGGAAUUUGAUUAUACAGUAUGUGAAGAAUGUGGGAAAGAAUUUAUGGAUUCCUAUCUUAUGAAUCACUUUGAUUUGGCAACUUGUGAUAACUGCAGAGAUCCUGAUGAGAAACACAAGCUUAUUACCAAAACAGAAGCAAAGCAAGAAUACCUUCUAAAAGACUGUGAUCUAGAAAAAAGAGAACCAGCUCUUAAAUUUAUUGUGAAGAAGAAUCCUCAUCAUUCACAGUGGGGUGAUAUGAAACUCUACUUAAAACUACAGAUUGUGAAGAGGUCUCUUGAAGUUUGGGGUAGUCAGGAAGCACUAGAAGAAGCAAAGGAAGUGAGACAAAUGAACCGAGAAAAAAUGAAACAGAAGAAGUUUGAUAAAAAAGUAAAAGAAUUGCGACGAGUGGUAAGAAGCAGUGUGUGGAAAAGAGACACAAGUGCUCAUCAACAUGAGUAUGGACCAGAAGAAAACUUAGAAGAUGAUAUGUAUCGCAAGACUUGUACUGUGUGUGGUCAUGAGCUCACAUACGAAAAAAUGUGAUUUUUAGUUGUCAGUUUUGAAAAAAGAUUUUUAUAUUUAAAUAAAGUAGUUUGGCCCUGUUGAAAAAAAUCUACCAUGUGUAAGUAAUGCUUUAGUAACAAUUGUGGAUAUGGCUCAAAUUUCAGUUACAGUUUGGCUGACCUGCCCAGGCAGAAUGUCAAGGCUAUGGGAGGUGAAUAGUAGGAAUAGUCAUAAGUAGCAGAGCUGUACAAAUUAAGGAGUAAGAGUCCAAAAUAAAUCCUAGAUAGGGGCAGGAGGAAUAGCUGUCAAUAAAGGUCAAAGCUGACUGGAUUGGACUCAACCAAAGAAACAAACAGGGAUGAUACAUUACUUUAUCCGAGUUUGGGUCAUGCUUUAAGGAACUACUUUGAUCUUCAAAACAGAGGCCAUGGAGAACUACUGCUAGAAAAUGUCCUGAUAACGUAGUAAGAAUAAACAUUGAAAUAUAGGAAUUGGUUGAUAUUUUCUGUACUGAGGGGUCUACUACUGUAGGCCUGCACAUUAAUGGUUGGAUAAUUCUUCCUAAAUGCUGAAUCAAAAUGGAAAACAGCAUUUUUCAAGGUUUAGUAUCUGUUGAUCAGAGCUAUUAAAUUUAUCUUCACUAUAGGUAUUCUAAUUUAAUCCUGGGAGGAAGAAAACUUGCUUCCAUGUUCAUUUAGGGAGGGAAGUGAUACUAUGAGCUUUACUUUGUCCCAGGCACUAGGAUCAAGUUUGUCAGAUUUCCCUUGACUUUUCUCAAAAGGAUUACCAACUAAUCUGACUAUGAGGUCUGUCCAGUAUUAUUUUAAUAAAAGUUCAGGUUGAGGUAAACUAGUAGUUUCAAAGGAUUUCUUACUACUACAAAUAGAAUAAAAAGUAUAUACAUUUUUACUUUUCUCUCUAACCUAGAUUAUACUUGGGGAAAGACCAAAGUCAAGUUAAAUCCAAGUUAUUAGGUACUUGAGACCAUAACUUAUCUUUGUAAAUCCUUAACAGUUUUUCAAUAUAUUCAAGUAUUAAUUUUUUAAUAUGUGCUAUGCUAAACAUUAUAGCUCAGUAAAAACACACUCAAUGGGCAGCCAGUUUCUAGCCUUCUAAUAAAAUAACUUGCGGUUCCAUAUCUCAUCAUGCAUUAAAACUAAAAUUGAAAUGGAUCAAAGGUCUAAAUACUAAAACAAUCUGU
Molecule: messenger RNA, 2117 nt
Organism: Fukomys damarensis (Damara mole-rat)
Lineage: Eukaryota; Metazoa; Chordata; Mammalia; Rodentia; Bathyergidae
Gene: Xpa
Product: XPA, DNA damage recognition and repair factor
Exons: 7
Coding region: 89-955 (288 amino acids)
Biological process (GO): nucleotide-excision repair involved in interstrand cross-link repair; UV-damage excision repair; nucleotide-excision repair, DNA damage recognition
Cellular component (GO): nucleotide-excision repair factor 1 complex
Molecular function (GO): damaged DNA binding
Source: RefSeq, a predicted model, not a curated record